Molecule: messenger RNA, 816 nt
Organism: Dovyalis caffra
Lineage: Eukaryota; Viridiplantae; Streptophyta; Magnoliopsida; Malpighiales; Salicaceae
Source: the annotation of a GenBank genome assembly
AUGAGCAGUCCACUAUGGGAAGACCUAAACCCUUGCAUAUUAUCACAAAUAUUUUCAUGCCUAAGCCUCCAUGAACAGUUAUUUCUUCCUCCUUGUGUAUGUCAUGCAUGGCUCUCAGCAACCUUAGACACCCUCUUCAAAAACUCCGUACUUGACCUACGUUUGAUCGACAAGCUCGACAAAGAACAACAGCUGAGAUUCACCUAUCUUCUCAGAACGGCCAUCAAUAGGUACAAUGGUUGGGUGUCUAUAUAUUUCCCAUCUAAGUAUAUAUUUGGCUAUUUUGCUGCUAUUUUCAUAGCUGAAAAGACGCCUGAUGUUUCAUGUGUUGUUCUGCCUUGUGAUACAAGUUCGAGGGUUUUACCAAUAUAUGUACAGCUCUUACAUUGGAAGAAGCUUAAGGUUUUUCAUGCUCGAUUAUGUCCUGAUAAAGGGUUGCAUAUGCAUGUUAUAUCACAGCUGGCUGACUGCUGCAACAUUGUUGAGCUUGGAUUUCAUGGGAAGACAACUGAGAAAGAAGUGUUGGGUAUUAUAGAAUCCUUACCUAAACUUAGGAUAUUAGACCUUUCUGAGUCUACUCUGUCAAGCAAGGCUUUGCUUAUGGUCUUAGAUGGGAAGUUGAAAUACCUUUGUGAGCUAAAUGUUUUGCAUUCCUUAAUUAAGGAUGCUGAUGGGAAAGAAAUAGUUGCCGAUAAGGAUAGAUUGAGGGAUUUCAAGAAAGAGUUGUUGGAAAAGGCUUUUAAGAGUCUCAAGCUCAUACAUUGCUUAGAAAAUUCUUGUAAGCACUGUGACGACAGGUCUUUGGCUUCAAAUUAG